AUGUCAGCGGUGGCGCCCGCAGCUUCAGCGGGUGGCGGGCCAGCCCCGCCGGGCAGCAACGGGCCCAUAGUGCCGUCGCCCGUCUUCGCUCUGCCGACCCUGUCGUUCACGGUGGGCCAGGUGGCGACGGUCUGCGAGACCCUCGAGGAGUCCGGUGACAUCGAGCGGCUGGCCCGCUUCCUCUGGAGCCUGCCCGUGGCCCAUCCGAAUGUGCGCGAGCUCAACGGCAGCGAGGCCGUGCUCAGGGCCCGGGCCAUCGUCGCCUUCCACUCGGGCAACUAUCGCGAGCUCUACACCAUCCUCGAGCACCACAAGUUCACCAAGGACUCGCACGGCAAGCUGCAGGCCAUGUGGCUCGAGGCCCACUACCAGGAGGCGGAGAAGCUCAGGGGUAGGCCUCUCGGGCCCGUCGACAAAUACCGCGUGCGCAAGAAGUACCCCCUGCCCCGGACCAUUUGGGACGGCGAGCAGAAGACGCACUGCUUCAAGGAGCGCACGAGGUCGCUGCUGCGCGAGUGGUACCUGCAAGACCCCUAUCCGAAUCCGGGCAAAAAGCGCGAGUUGGCCAACGCGACCGGACUGACGCCCACGCAAGUUGGCAACUGGUUCAAGAACAGACGCCAAAGGGACCGAGCAGCCGCUGCCAAGAACAGGCAGCAGCACCAGCAAUCGGGCAACGGCAACGGCAGCGUCAGACGAGGCCUGAGCCCCGGCCCAGGCUCCGACACCGACGACUCGGACAUAUCGCUCGGUGGCACGUCGCCGCAAUCGCCGAGCAGUUCGCCGCCGCCGUCGCAUCAUCAACAGACGUCGCCCAUCGGCUCGCUGGGCGGCAUCGGGCCCAUUCGCACGCCCUCGCUCAACUUCCGCUUCGAUCCGAGCCACAGCUUCCGUUUCGGGCCGACGCCGAGUUUCAAGUUUCCCGGCACCGGAUUCCUCUUCGAGCCGCACAGUCCGCAGCACAGCAGCCAUCAUCCCGUCGGCUCCGGAGGCAUAUUCAGACUGACCGAGACGAGUCCCUUCCAAGCCGUUGGACCGCGAGGAGAUCUCGGCUCGAGGUUUGACCCAUAUUACAGAUUACCGGAUCCACUUGGGCUCGCACCGCCGCCGCGUCUGUACGCGCACGACACGCUUCUUCACCAUCCGCACCCACAACUGGCCGAGAGCAUCUCGCGGCUAUCGGACACGCAGACGCGGCUCUCGUCCGACGGCGGCCUGUCCUCGGACGCGCACUCGCCGCCCCUGGUGGCCACAAAUCUCAGCGUCUCGGCGGGCAGCGGAAGCGGUCCUCUGCACGUGGCCGUCCCGUCGCCGCACACGCCCUCGUCGAGGGGCAGUCCGCCCUCGAAUUUGACGCCGGCGACGAGAUCGACCUCGACGCCACCUCCACCGCCGCCUCCGCCAGCGUCCACGACCACGACGACGUCCUCGGCGCCGACGAGCAAUCCGAAGCCACCACAGAUCCACCGUCCUUUCUCACCGGCGUGAUACGAACGCGACUGCAGCGAGAUCAAGCUGGCCGAGAACCAAGAGCCGCCCGCGAGAUAAUCGCCAUCGUCGUCGACGGCUCGUCCUUUUGCAAUUCCAAAGCUGCACGUGACUGCAUGAUCGAGCGAUGCGGAUUAUAAAUAUGUAAAUUAUGCAUUAUUAAUUUUAUUUUAUAAUUGUUGAACGAAAAGCGACGGAUCAGUAGUUAUAAAUGUUUACGCGUGUGUAAGAUUUUUCAGACCUUUGACGUUUCGCUUCAAAAAGAAAUAUAACAAAAAAAAAACAAACGAAAAACAACCAACGAUGCUCGUAUGGAAUAGAAUUAGUUUGAGGCAAAUUGCAAAAUAUAUAAUUUUAUUAGGCAUAACUGAAAAUUGCGUACACACGUAUGCGACACACGGGGCAAUGUAAAGAGAGUCGUUUUAAUGAUUAAAGUUAUACAUAUUAUAAAUAUAUACAUAUUAUAUAUUAAAGUAAACAAAACGAAUAAAUGCGUAUCAAUAAGUAAAAUCUCAGUCGAUAUGUUUUUAGUAAUUAUAUAAAAAAAAUCUCAUAAUAAUAACGAAACUAAACUAAAAUUUAACGCACAUCGCAUUAAAAAGGCACGAUAAGUCAGUGGGCCUGAAUAAAAAACGUUUGUUAAUGAGCUUAAAUAAAACCACGCACAAACUGCUCGAUUUACGAUUCAGAAUGUGCAUUCCACAAUUAAAUUAUGAUACGUAUCAAAAGAUAGUCCUUCAGUUUGGGCAAAGCUCUUUCCUACGCAUUAAAAGGAUUAUAUGGUAUAUGAUUCUAUGUACUGAAUUUUCAAUAAUAGAUUACUUAUUCGUGUAAGAGACCUAUAUUAACUCAUUUAGCACUCGCUAAAUUAUCGAGCCAGUAUUGAAGGAAGCGCGGCCGUAAGCGAGGCAACUCGCAAGAGGCUGCGGCGAAUAUAAAUAUUAUUAUAAAUAAAGUUAGCCUCGCGAAAAUCGCGUUGGCAAAGAGUCUCGGUCGUGCUCCGGGGGAGCGCAGCUAGUGUGCAGUAGCAAUUUCUGCGCGAAUGUGAUGAGAAUUAUCAAACGAGUAAUCAUAAAUAUAAGUCGUCGACUUUUUCUCGAAACUCUUUUGCUCUAAAUCUCCUUCUCCUUCCUCCUCUUUCUAUUUCUCCUCCUCCUUCUAUUUCUCUUCUUCAUUACCUCUUUUGUAGAUAGAAGCGCAUUGAUAUUGCUCCAAAAAGCGAACUAGAGCCGAUAUCUCGUUUCGCAGCUCCACUAUACCUUUUUCGAAUUAAAAAUACGAAUUAUUAUUUAUAAAUAUAACGCAAUUAUAAAUAUUAUAAAUAGGAAUAUGUGUAUGUAAAACCUCUAUGUGAUGCGAAUUAUUACGAUUAUGAUUGACAUGAUGCCGUUGAAAAUUUUUUUUGUUCGUUCGAUGAAUUAUGUAAGAGAGAUUUUAUUUGUUUUCAAGUGUAUUACGCGAUUGUUUGAUGAUUUUCGAAUAUGAAUCUGAUGACGAAUUUUUAACAGUAUUGUUCACGUGCGUGUGUGGAAAUGAUCCAAUUGUGGUAGAACAAAAAAUAU
This is a messenger RNA of Trichogramma pretiosum, 3050 nucleotides long. It is a transcript of the gene Optix, whose product is annotated as homeobox protein SIX3-like. The record is from RefSeq and is a predicted model, not a curated record. Bases 1 to 1488 code for a protein of 495 amino acids. Lineage: Eukaryota; Metazoa; Arthropoda; Insecta; Hymenoptera; Trichogrammatidae. Gene Ontology annotation, cellular component: transcription regulator complex; nucleus. The transcript is spliced from 3 exons. Gene Ontology annotation, biological process: regulation of transcription by RNA polymerase II. Gene Ontology annotation, molecular function: DNA-binding transcription factor activity, RNA polymerase II-specific; RNA polymerase II cis-regulatory region sequence-specific DNA binding.